Messenger RNA from Durotheca rogersii, 1683 nucleotides. RefSeq names its product drug resistance protein. Gene Ontology annotation, biological process: transmembrane transport. The transcript is spliced from 5 exons. Gene Ontology annotation, cellular component: membrane. Gene Ontology annotation, molecular function: transmembrane transporter activity. Lineage: Eukaryota; Fungi; Ascomycota; Sordariomycetes; Xylariales; Xylariaceae. The coding region runs from base 1 to 1683 and encodes 560 amino acids. The record is from RefSeq and is a predicted model, not a curated record.
AUGGCCCCCCGCGAGACAGGAGCGGGUGACGAGGAGUCCCAACGAGACGUCGAGGUCGGCCAAGUGCUCGGCGAGCCGCCUCCGCCCCCGGACCAGGGCGCCGACGGCAGAGACGAGAGUGACGAGGAUGACAAGCCGACGCUGCCCUUCUCCAAGGCGAGAUGCAUCGCCCUGGUCGCGACGGUCACGGGCGCCAGCUUCCUGAACAUCCUCUCGAUCCAGUCGGUCGUCAUCAUCCUGCCCAUGAUCGGCCAGGACCUCGGGAUCCCGGACAGCAGCCUGCAGUGGGUCGUGUCGUCGUACGCGCUCACCUUCGGCUGCUUCCUGCUCCUGUGGGGCCGCAUCGCCGACAUCUACGGCAAGCGCCUCAUCUUCAUCCUCGGCAGUGCCUUCGUCGCCGCCACCAUGAUCGCCAACCCCUUCAUCCCCAACGAGAUCGGGUUCAACCUGUUCCGCGGCCUCCAGGGACUAGGCGCUGCCGCCAACGUGCCCACCGCCAUCGGCAUCCUCGGGGUCACGUUCCCGCCCAGCAAGGCCAAGAACUACGCCUUUAGCGCCUAUGCCGCUGGCGCCCCCCUUGGCAGCGUCUUCGGGAAUUUGAUCGGCGGGUUCAUCGCCUCGUUCGCGAACUGGCGUUGGGUCUUCGGGGCGACGGGCGGGCUCGCCGUCGCCGUCACCGUCGCCGGCAUCUUCGUCAUCCCGCCACCGCCGCACCGAGAGGACGAGAGGGCCCCCAGCGGCGGCAUCUCAGUGCUGAAGACGGUGGACUGGGCCGGCGGGGUGCUUGUGACGGUGGCGAUCCUCGCGCUGCUGUUCGCGCUCACCGAGGGCAACGCCGUCGGCUGGGACACCGUCUGGAUCUACCUGCUACUCGUGAUCGCGGGCCUGCUGCUCGCCGCGUUCGUCGCGUGGCAGUGGUACCAGGAGACGCACACGACGCGGCGGCCGCUCGUCAAGGUGUCCGUGUUCCGCAGCGCGCGCUUCAGCGCGGCGAUGCUCGCCAUGGUGCUCUUCUUCGCCGCCUUCAACGACCUGCUCGUCUCCGCUACCUUCUUCUUCCAGGACUUCCAGGGCCUCGACCCGCUGCAGACCACGCUGCGCUUCGUGCCCACCGGCGUCUGCGGCAUCGCUACCGCCUUCGUCGUCAGCCACCUCAUCUCGCGCGUCCCCGCCUGGCUCCUCCUCCUCUUCGGCAGCCUCAGCGUCGCCGCCGCCUGCCUGCUCUUCGCCAUCCCCAUCCCCGCCGACACCUCCUACUUCGCCUUCGGCCUGCCCGCCUUCAUCCUCGCCGUCAUCGGUGCCGACAUCACCUGGCCUUGCCUCACCCUCUUCACCUCGCAGUCGCUGCCGCGCGAGGACCAGGCGCUCGGCGGCGCCCUCGUCAACGCCAUGGGCCAGAUCGGCCGCGCCGUCGGGCUAGCCAUCACCACGGCGAUCCAGACCGCCAUCAUGGCCCGCGACCGCGGCGUGGAAGUCGAGCACGUCGGCCGCAUCCUCGCCUGGGAACCCGCCUCUCUCGCCGGCCUACGCGCCGGCCAGUGGUUCAACGUCGGCCUCGCCCUAUGCUGUGCCGUCGUCGUCGCUAUCUACUUCCGCGGCACCGGAAUCAUCGGCAAGAUCGAGAAACGGACACCGUCGUCCCCACGCUUACGUGUGAUCGAGGUCACCUGGGUUCCCGUUUAA